UUCGUUCUUCUUCUUCAUUAGGCGAGAGACACUUCAUUCAUUACAAGCGGGAAAGUCUUCUCUGUUUUUGUCCGUUUCGUACCCAGGAGCUAAUGGCUCGUUACCACAUGAGACCCCUGAUCUUGUUCUUAGUUCUUGCUCUGCUCGUAUUAACCAUAUCACCGAGCCAAGGCUUUUUAGGUACGGAGACAAAGAUAAAAUCUGAAGUCUUUUUCUCACCAAAACUGGUGAUGAGUCCAGGAUCAGUUUCAAAUUCUUACUUCUUCGACAUUGAAUUCCCAAGAGUGCAUAUCGGCCUCAAAGGUUUCGAUGCUGAAUUAGUUAACGAAGCGGGCAAACCCGUCCCUCUACACGAGACAUAUCUCCACCAUUGGAAUGUCUAUCCUUACUAUGCGCGUAAAGGUUCUUCUAAGCUUCCACGUGAAGAAAUGUUUAGGAAUCUCGGAAGCAAUCUUGAUACGACAUCAUCGGAUAUUAUUAUUGUUAAAAACGGAGGGUUGUGCAUGAGUACACUCAUAUAUUACUUUGGGUCAGCAUCUGAAACCCGCCAUACCUCCUCGUAUAUUCCUGAUCCUUACGCUAUUGAAAUCGACAAUCUUGAGGAAAGACCUGACGGCUAUGAAUUCAAAUGGCAUCUUAACGUUCACGCAAUAGACACCAGAGGUGUGAAAGACAAGAGAGGAUGCUUAGAAUGUCGGUGUGAUCUGUAUAAUGUAACAGUUGAUGAGUACGGUCGUGCUUUAAUCUCUCGAUGUUUUAGAGUAAUCUCUUGAUUUUGCAGUCUCUCCGUCGAGAAAGAGAGAGAGGAGGAAGAGAAAUAAUCAACCUAUUACAGGAAGACACGUGUUGUGAGGGACACAUAAAAAAUGUCCCGUUUGUAGGAACAUAUCUUUCAUAUUUCUAUGAUUUCGAUUUAAAUUAAUCCUUUUAAUUAUGUAGGAAGGACCAAGGACGGACCAAUGCACAUGCUCUUAGUACAUGAAAAGAGAGUAAAACUAUGUCGAAAAAUAAAAAAUAAAAGAUUAUUUUGUUGUCAUCUUU
Camelina sativa (false flax) is the source of this 1041-nucleotide messenger RNA. The record is from RefSeq and is a predicted model, not a curated record. NCBI's taxonomy places the organism in Eukaryota, Viridiplantae, Streptophyta, Magnoliopsida, Brassicales, Brassicaceae.